Molecule: messenger RNA, 795 nt
Organism: Adineta ricciae
Lineage: Eukaryota; Metazoa; Rotifera; Eurotatoria; Adinetida; Adinetidae
Source: the annotation of a GenBank genome assembly
AUGAGUAACGAACAGCACAGCAUCUGGCCAGAAACAAGUCGUUCUUCUCACACUCGUCGUACCACUCCCGUCUGCUUGGGCCUGAUUCUUGGAGCAUUACUUUCCGGAAUUACUUUUGCAACAUUUCUCACCUUGUAUUUACGUAAGGCAGUCCCAAUAAUCGAAACUUCAACACAUUUUACAAAUACUUCUACUGCCGCAACAACAACAGCAACUACUACUAUCGCAAUAUUCAACGUUAAUUUGAUUACCAAUGGCAAUGGUGAAACCGGCACCUGUUCACUCGCCAAUGAAACGGCCAGUCCGCCGGGAUGGAAUGUCAGCGGUCCUAUCUCACAAAUAUAUUAUAACAACACUUUUUUUGGCGACCAGAGCUCGACAAUUAUACCGCAGAAUGAACGUGGUCUUUGCUAUAUUAUGGGUUAUCAAUCCGCGAUGACAUCCAUGUGGCAAACUAUUAAUUUAACUAAUCAAGUGGACUCUGGUCUUCUUGACAGUCAAACAGUGAAAUUUAAUCUAUCAGCAUGGCUUGGUGGUAUCACUGUUCAGAACGAUAGUGCUGUGAUCGAUUUAACGUUUCUUGAUCAAAAUAACCAAAUGGUUGGUAGCAUCGCUCGCAUUGGACCUGUACUUGCUGCUGAUCGAGGAAAUAUAUCUUCGUUUAUCCCGAAACAAACAUCAGGAUUCGUACCCUCCGGUGCUCGAUCAGCGACAGUUCUGGUGAACAUAACGCGAUAUACUGGAACGAACAAUAAUGGUGAUGUUGAUAAUAUGAACUUUUAUUUGUAUCAAUAA